Molecule: messenger RNA, 1340 nt
Organism: Trichoderma reesei QM6a
Lineage: Eukaryota; Fungi; Ascomycota; Sordariomycetes; Hypocreales; Hypocreaceae
Product: adenosine kinase
Exons: 4
Coding region: 106-1152 (348 amino acids)
Biological process (GO): purine ribonucleoside salvage
Cellular component (GO): cytosol; nucleus
Molecular function (GO): adenosine kinase activity
Source: RefSeq, a predicted model, not a curated record
CCUUCUCAUCCUCCCUUUUGCAUAAGCCCCGUGCCGUCUGUGCCUCAAUCGAACGAAUUCAAGCAAUCAAAGAGAGACCUUCGUCGAAGCAUUAUAUCAGUCACAAUGGCUCCCAACAAGGAAUUCGCCCUCAUCUGCCUGGAGAACCCCCUCCUUGACAUCCAAGCCGUCGGCGACCAGGCCCUGCUCGACAAGUACUCCCUCAAGGCAAACGACGCCGUCCUCGCCGAACCCCACCAGCUCGGCAUCUACGAGGACCUCCUCAACAACUACGACGCCAAGCUCAUCGCCGGCGGCGCCGCCCAGAACACGGCCCGCGGCGCCCAGUACCUCCUGCCCGCCAACAGCGUCGUCUACUUCGGCGGCGUCGGCGACGACAAGUACGCCGCCAUCCUGCGCGACGCCGUCAAGGCCGCCGGCCUCCGCGUCGAGUACCGCGUCGACGACAAGCACCCCACGGGCCGCUGCGGCGUCGUCAUCACCGGCCACAACCGCUCGCUCUGCACCGACCUCGGCGCCGCCAACCACUAUGACCUCGACCACCUGAAGAAGCCCGAGAUCUGGUCCCUCGUGGAGAACGCCGAGGUCUACUACGUCGGAGGCUACCACUUCACCGUCUGCCCUCCCGCCAUCAUGGAGCUCGCCAAGGAGGCCGCCGACAAGAACAAGGUCUUUGUCGUCUCCCUCUCCGCGCCCUUCAUCCCCCAGUUCUUCAAGGACGUCGUCGACGCCAGCGCCCCCUACUGGGACUACAUCAUCGGCAACGAGGCCGAGGCCGCCGCCUACGCCGAGGCUCACAAUCUUCCCUCCAAGGAGCCCAAGGACGUCGUCAAGGUCCUGGCCAACCUGCCCAAGAUCAACACCCAGCGCAAGCGUGUUGCCAUCAUCACCCAGGGCACCGAGCCCACCCUGGUCGCCAUCCAGGGCGAGGACGAGGUCAAGGUCUUCCCUGUCCACCCCUUGGACCCUGCCCUCAUCAACGACACCAACGGCGCCGGUGAUGCCUUUGCUGGUGGCCUGGUUGCCGGUAUUGUCCAGGGCGACUCUCUGGAGACUUCCAUCGACAAGGGCCAGUGGCUGGCUAAGCUGAGCAUCCAGGAGCUGGGUCCUUCAUACCCCUUCCCCAAGCAGACAUACUCGGCCUCCUCUUAAGGUGCCCAAGAUAGCACAUUGCUCUUGUCGUCCAUGCCCUCGGUUGGCACGGAAAGGAAAGGAAAUUGGCGUUGAGGGAAUAAAACGGGAGGAAAAACAGGGUUUCAACAACGGCGUUUUGCAUCAAAUACCUAGGGUAGAGAGCCCAGAAGCAGUGGCUCGCUUUGCAUAGCGAUUCAGUAUCCUCC